Messenger RNA from Prunus avium (sweet cherry), 2220 nucleotides. RefSeq lists its product as uncharacterized. The record is from RefSeq and is a predicted model, not a curated record. NCBI's taxonomy places the organism in Eukaryota, Viridiplantae, Streptophyta, Magnoliopsida, Rosales, Rosaceae.
GACACACAAAUAUACGAGAUAUUAUUUUACAAAAAUCUAUACUUUGUAAACUCUAUUGACCAUUAUUCAUUGCUCCCAAUUCCCCACCUCUUGGCUCACUUGUCUAAUCUAUCCCCUGUCUUUCUUCGGUCCUUCCAUUUCCUUUCCGAUCUAACUUUUUUUUUAUACCUCAUUUUCUUUUCAGGGGCACAGUCUCCACCUCCGAUCCAUUAUUAGUCCUUACCUAAACAAUACUUUUCAUCAGCUCAUUUUAUUAGGCAACAAGCUCUGUCCACGCUCUAUAUCUCAGAUCCUAGAUUCUUAGUCUAUGGCUUCUCCUAUUACUACUACUACUACUACUACUACUUCUUCUUCUUGUAUUAAUUCAAAUUUCGAACUGAAUUAACCAAGAAAGCCUCAACCUUUUCAUCAGCUUCAGAGCAACUGCGCCAACUUGUUCUGCUUCAUAGAGCCUCAACCAGCCAAAACUGAAGCCAACCCAUUUGAGGAAACAAGCACCGCUACUUACCCAGUUUAUCAAAUCCAUGGAAUUUGGUUUCUAACAGUGAAAUCAGAACCAUUGCUGUCUGAGAAGAAGGGGGCAAAAAGUAGUUAAUACAAGAAGAGACAUGAGAUGAGAGAGAACGAGAAUAUGCAGAGGCUCCAGAGCCAGAGGUGCUACUUGUAUGGUCCUUUCGCAGACACCAUCUUAAUGUUGCGGCCAUUUAUGAAGUCACCUGCCAGAUUUUCUGCUGUCUUCGUCCUCGUCUUCCUCCUCUUCGGUGCUUUCGUCUGCACGCGCUUUCUCAACUCCCCUAUUCUAGUGGAUACUUCAGCCGAAGAACCAAUAAUUACCACCAGAACAUCCCAAAAACACCCACUCAACUGCACUGCUUACGACCUCACACGAACCUGCCCGUCAAACUACCCUACUACCACCUCCCACUCGGAGCAAGAUCCUGACCGUCCACUACCACCCACUUGUCCGGAAUACUUCCGCUGGAUACACGAGGACCUCGGGCCAUGGGCCCACACGGGGAUCACGGGAGACAUGGUACAGCAAGCCAAGCGUACGGCCAAUUUCAAGUUGGUGAUUGUAAAUGGGAAAGCUUACGUGGAGAAGUAUCAGAAGUCGUUUCAGACCAGAGACGUUUUUACAAUGUGGGGGAUCCUACAGUUGUUACGGAGGUAUCCAGGACAGGUGCCUGAUUUGGAGCUCAUGUUUGACUGCGUUGACUGGCCAGUAAUUUCAUCAAACGAUUAUAGUGGGCCCAAUGCCACGGCCCCACCACCGUUGUUCCGCUACUGUGGGGAUGACAACUCACUCGAUAUUGUCUUCCCUGAUUGGUCCUUUUGGGGAUGGGCUGAGAUCAAUAUAAAGCCAUGGGAGGUUUUGUUAAAGGACCUAGAGGAAGGCAACAAGAGGAAGAGGUGGAUAGACAGAGCACCUUAUGCUUAUUGGAAGGGAAAUCCAUCUGUUGCUGCAACCAGGCAAGAUCUCCUCAAAUGUAAUGUUUCUGACCAACAGGACUGGAACGCUCGCGUUUACGCUCAGGAUUGGUUACGAGAAUCAAGCGAAGGGUACAAGCAAUCGGAUUUGGCAAGCCAAUGCGUUGAUAGGUAUAAGAUCUACAUAGAAGGGUCUGCUUGGUCUGUCAGUGAUAAGUACAUUCUUGCAUGUGAUUCUGUCACCUUAAUUGUUAAACCCCGCUACUACGAUUUCUUCACGAGAAGUUUGAUGCCAGUGCACCACUACUGGCCCAUAAAGGAUGAUGACAAAUGCAGAUCCAUUAAGUUUGCUGUUGAUUGGGGCAACAGCCACAAGCAAAAGGCACAAGCCAUUGGAAAAGCAGCAAGUAAAUUAAUUCAAGAGGAGUUGAGGAUGGACUAUGUCUAUGACUACAUGUUUCAUCUUCUGAAUGAAUACGCAAAGCUCUUACAAUUCAAGCCAACCAUACCUCGAAAAGCUAUUGAGCUCUGCUCAGAAGCGAUGGCUUGCCAAGCGCAAGGAACAGAGAAGAAAUUUAUGAUGGAAUCUUUGGUGAAAAGUCCUGCAGUCAGUAAUCCAUGCACUAUGCCUCCUCCUUACGGUCCGGCAUCUCUUUUUGCAGUGCUUAGGAGAAAUGCAAAUUCAAUUAAACAAGUAGAAACUUGGGAGAAUAAAUACUGGGAGAAUCAGAGUAAGCAAUCGUAAAUAGGUAAUAUAUAUCGAUGUAUACAGAUGAAUUAGGGUUGAGCAGU